Messenger RNA from Chiloscyllium plagiosum (whitespotted bambooshark), 1351 nucleotides. RefSeq names its product transmembrane protein 215-like. The record is from RefSeq and is a predicted model, not a curated record. NCBI's taxonomy places the organism in Eukaryota, Metazoa, Chordata, Chondrichthyes, Orectolobiformes, Hemiscylliidae.
AGGAUAUGAGUUUGGAUGAGGAUAAUGAUCCUGCCGGCGUUGUCAGUCCAGUUUUUGGCUGAUUGGCCACAAACACAUAAAGGCACACACUCUGACAGCUCAGUUUUUGUAAUGCAAGAAUUUUUAAUUACUCCGCUGAGAUUCAGUUGGCUGAGGAGCUCAGGUCUGUUUGCUGAGUGCCGUUUGCAGGUUAUCAGACGGGACAGCCAGUCUGAAAGAAUUCAGGCCCCACAGUGGCAUCAUAGACUGUGAGGAGAGGGAGUGGGAGAGUGCAAUCCCAGAGAGAGAGAGAGAGAGAGGGAGAACAGGGACCACCUUAUCUGACCGACCCCAGUGACAAGAAAUUUCUCAAUGAGAGCAGACAACAUCAACCCCAGGACAGGGCUGGUGGUGGCUUUGGUCAGUGUCUUCCUGGUUUUUGGCUUCAUGUUCACCGUGUCUGGAGUGAGAGGGGAGACUCUGGGAGAUAUCCCGCUCAUUGCCAUCGGGCCUGCUAUCUUCCUGCCCGGCCUGGCUGCCAUCCUGCUGGCCAAGAAGACCGAUGGAUUCUCCAAGUGGCCGGCAGCCCUGUGUUGUGGCCGGGACAGAAGGGACACCGAGGGAGAGCUCUUGGCUGCCCCGAGCAUCGGGGGCAGCUGGCAGGACAUGUCCAAGACCUCGACCAGGACCCAGACCCCCGAGGUCGAGGAGGGAGGCUUCUCUGUGGACUCCCGGAGCCUGAUCCGCAAGAGCGACCAAGAGGCGGCCAGGAGAUACUUGGAGACCUACUACCCAUCCGGAGUCUUCAACAACUACUGCGCCUUCGCCCGGCUGUGCUCCAACCGGGACAGCGCCUUCUACACCAGCGUCUACUCUACCCGGGACAGUGUGGUCUACUCCCCUCGGGACAGUGUCCCCUACGGCAGGUAUUACUGCUGUUACCCCAGCCCGGGAGAAACCCAACAUGUCAGACUUUGCUGGGACUACGAGACAAUAGUGUGAGGGAGACUUGAACACCGAAGUGUGCAGCCGCUGCAGCCGAAUAGCAACCCCCCCUCCCCUAUCAAGCAAGCGAGCUUUUCAACCUUGGGUUAUUUUUUUUUAACGAGAACCUGAGACCUUGAGUUGGGUGGGAGUGACACAGGCGUGUUUUGUGGAUUGUCACUUUGGCAAUUUUAAGCGUUAUUAGACCUAAAACUAAUUAUGAAUAUGAUUCAUGUUUUAUUUAAUGUAUGCUUUUGUUCCUCAGCCUAGAUCUUAGACUUGAACCGGUCUUGUUGCACCACAUAUCUGCGCAAGCAUGUUUAACCUAAGCAUGUUCCAAGGAAUGUGGAUUUUUUUGUAAAUCCGCGUCAAUGACCCAAAACCAUAA